Molecule: messenger RNA, 945 nt
Organism: Ictidomys tridecemlineatus (thirteen-lined ground squirrel)
Lineage: Eukaryota; Metazoa; Chordata; Mammalia; Rodentia; Sciuridae
Product: olfactory receptor 52P1
Biological process (GO): G protein-coupled receptor signaling pathway
Cellular component (GO): plasma membrane
Molecular function (GO): olfactory receptor activity; G protein-coupled receptor activity
Source: RefSeq, a predicted model, not a curated record
AUGGAACCAGCCAAUAAAUCCGAAAUAUCUCCAAACAGCUUCUUGCUGAUGGGCAUCCCAGGGCUAGAGCACUUGCACGUCUGGAUUGGGAUUCCCUUCUGCUCCAUGUAUGUGGUGGCUGUGGUGGGGAACGUGACCAUCCUGGCUGUGGUGAGGGCAGAGCGAAGUCUCCACGAGCCCAUGUUCCUGUUCCUGUGCAUGCUCUCAGUGACUGACCUGGUGCUGUCCACGUCCACGCUGCCGCGCAUGCUCUGUCUCUUCUGGCUGGGAGCCCACCACAUUGCCUUUGAUGCUUGCCUGGCUCAAAUGUUCUUCAUCCACAGCUUUACCGCCAUGGAAUCAGGCUUCUUCUUGGCCAUGGCCAUUGACCGGUACGUGGCCAUCUGUGAACCACUGCGUCAUGCUAUGGUUCUCACCCACAGUCGCAUUGCCCAAAUGGGAGCUGCUGUGCUGGUGAGGGGAGUAGCCUUCUUUUCCCCACACCCCAUCCUGCUCAAGCAGCUCCCCUACUGCAGGACUCGAAUCAUCGCACACACCUACUGCGAGUUCAUGGCUGUGGUGAAGCUGGCGUGUGUGGACACAGGAGCCACCAAGCGUUACAGCCUCAGUGUGGCUUCUGUGAUCGGCUCCUGUGAUGGCUUUUUCAUUGUCUUCUCUUAUGUUCUAAUCCUCCGUGCAGUCUUUCGUCUUCCCUCCAGAGAAGCCCGUCUGAAAGCUCUGGGCACAUGUGGCUCCCAUGUCUGUGUCAUCCUUGUUUUUUAUUCCACGGCUGUUUUUACUUUCUUGACUCACCGCUUUGGACACAAUGUGCCCCCCCAAAUUCACAUCUUCAUUGCAAAUAUGUAUCUUCUCGUACCCCCCUUUUUGAACCCCAUUGUUUAUGGUGUUAGGACGAAGAAAAUUCGGGAGCGUGUUCUUAGUUCUCUAAGGGCAAAAGUUGUCUGA